AGCAAACGUCAUCGUUUGUGAAUCUGAUGUAUGUUACUGCUCCUCCUGCCCCUCGCAAACAAAACCUCUGCAAGUGCGUAAAGCGUUUUUAAAUUUUUUUGUUCUUAUUAUUCUCCGUUUUCGGUUGCUUUGCGUCGCGUCUCGCCAAAAUCAGCAACGUGUAAAACAGAAAGAAAAAAAAAAAACAACAGAAACAAGAGAACACAAAAUACACUCGAAACGAGAGUGAAAAUACUCAGGAUUCCCAAGACAAAAACAAACAAAUCACCGCUCACAUGUAAUCAUAACCAUUUCUUGAAUUCCGAGUCCAAACGGCGCCAUUUUUCUUCAACCUACAUUCUCAUCUUUGGUUUAUUUUUUAAAAAUUACCAACGAUUCUUUCCUUCAGUAUCAUAUGGUCAUGAGUGAUCUUGGAGUUUGUCCCGCGCCGAGUAACAACGGCAUAGUGUUGAUAGAAAAUCGUCUUUCUACUACAACGUCGUCGUUUCAGUCAUUUCCUGCCGUUUCAAACUCAAUUUCGGAACAAAAUUGGGAAAUUGCAGAACGAAGAACGGAUGAAAUUCUUUGUUUAAUUAGACCGACUCUGGUUUCAGACAACAACAGAAGAGAAGUCAUCAAUUACGUUCAUGAUUUGAUCACUGCGUCUCUCGGCUGUGAGGUUUUCCCGUACGGUUCGGUACCGUUGAAGACGUAUUUACCAGAUGGUGAUAUUGAUCUGACGGCUAUUAGCAGCCCUAAUGUUGAGGAGAGUUUGGUGGCUGAUAUUCAUGCGGUCCUUAAAGGAGAAGAACUUAACAAGUGUUCUCAGUUUGAAGUGAAGGAUGUUCAUUGCAUUGAUGCUGAGGUUAAGCUUUUGAAAUGCCUUGUGCAAAAUAUUGUUGUAGACAUAUCCUUCAAUCAGUUGGGAGGACUUUGUACGCUGUGUUUCCUUGAACAGGUUGAUGGUCUCGUUGGCAAAAAUCAUCUCUUUAAGUGUAGCAUUAUUCUGAUCAAAGCUUGGUGUUAUUAUGAAAGUAGAAUUCUUGGUGCUCAUCAUGGUUUGAUUUCAACUUACGCUUUAGAAACGUUGGUCCUGUGUAUCUUCCAUCUAUUUCAUUCUUCUUUAGAUGGCCCUUUGGCAGUCCUCUAUCAAUUUUUGGAUUACUUCAGCAAAUUUGAUUGGGAGAAUUAUUGUGUUAGUUUAAAUGGCCCAGUUUGCAAAUCUUCCCUAGAUGUAGCAGCAGCCAAAGAAGUACCGGAAAGCGGGAUAGACAAUUUAUUGCUAAGUGAAGAAUUUCUGCAAGAAUGUGCUGACAAGUUCUCUGUUCCAUCAAGGGGGCGUGAGACAAAUACUCGAGCAUUUCCUCAAAAGCAUCUUAAUAUAAUAGAUGCUUUAAAAGAAAACAAUAAUCUUGGGCGGAGUGUCAACAGAGGUAAUUUCUAUAGAAUAUGCAGUGCUUUUAAAUACGGAGCUCGUAAGCUGGGCCAAAUUCUAUUGUUGCCACAUGAAAGAUUAGUGGAUGAACUCAACAAGUUCUUUGCAAACACUUUGGAGAGACAUGAAAAUCAAUGUUGGACUGAUGGUCAAGAUGGUUUUAGCAGUAAUGAUGAUUUAUCUUUAAUUCAACAUUCUGAAACAUGCUGUGAAGAUAGUAAGAUUUUGACAUCACUGACUCCUGAUUACAGAAAUAAGAUUACAAGAUUUAGAAAUGAUUCAAGCAGAGACUUGUUGAAAGUGAUCCCCUCUGCUUAUAAAGAAAAAGUGGAUUCCUCUCAGGUUGUACCAGAAUUGAAUUGUACUUUAGAUAGAAACAGUGUGUCAGGGAGGCAUCUUGCUGAGGAAGCUAAAGGUGUGGCCAUUGAAAUUUUGUCCUCUAAAAAUAGAAAUGAUUUAUCUAGUUCUUUGCCUUUGAAUAGCUACAUUGGCAUUUCACUUUUGGGGAAAUCUCAACCUGCACUAGCCCUUUGCAACGAAAAGAUUGACAAUGGGAAUCUUCAUGGAAGAAUACCGUUAAAAUCUGUUCAUAUUGAUGAUAUGAGUUUUGCUCUAUGGUCUGAAUCCAAAGAGAACACUUUAGCGACAAGCAGUUCAUUCUGUUUGUAUGGUAAUCGUGAGAGUAUAGUCCCAAAAAAAUUGUCACUUUUGACUCCUGUUCCUAAUGUCUUGGUGAAUUCAUCUUCUGCCUUAAGAGAGCAAAAUCUGACAAGUAUUUUAGGGAGCUCUGAACGUUCAAAAUGCUUAUUAGAUCUCAGUGGAAACUAUGAGAGCUACUUCAGUAGCUUGCUAUAUGGCAAAUGUUACUAUUUGUCUGCCGCUGUAUUGCUCAAUCCUCGCAUAUCACAUCAGUCACAGCAUAAGAGUCUCCAGGAAACUGUAUGGCAAUCUCUACAGUUGGAGCCUGAGGCUUAUUCCAAAAUGAGCAGAAAUGGUGAUUUGGGGCAUCAAUUUUACCCCUUGAAUCCUUCUAUGCCAUCGAACUUUGCUUUUAGUUCAGGUGAAAAGAAAAAGUCCCGAGGAACAGGCACUUACUUUCCUAACAUGAAUUAUCUUUCAAAUAGGGAUAGGCUAUUGUCAGGGAGGGAAAGGUCUCAGGCACGUGGGAAUCAUGGUCAGUUGCAAAGAUAUAGAAAUGGCUUGGUAUCAGCUCCUACAAAGAUGAAUUUGCGUGGAGAAUCUCAGGAAGAGUUUCCAGUUCUGGGCAAUGGGAAGGCCAAAUUCUCAGAUUCUUACCAACCUCGCCCAUCUGUUUGGGUUUCUUCCAAUGCCAACGAUAUCUCCCACCCAUUAGAGAGACAUGAAUCUCCUUCACAUGGCCACCAGCUUAGAGAAGUGACCUUGCCGGAAGCAAGGACACAACCAGAUUCAGACACUUCUCAGUGUGACUCUUCUUCAAGCCCUGUGGUUCCUAAAUCACAAUGUCCUAACUUGUCCAUCAAAAGUAGUCAGGACAGGGUUAAAGAGCAAUCAUAUCAUCUGAAAAAUGAAGUUGAUUUUCCUCCUCUGUCCCUCCUAAGGAUGGUGAAAAUAUAGAAGAUGAAUAGACUCAGCAUAACUCCAGCUGCUAACAACUUGCUCAAGCUUUUGAGGAGAUGUUAUUUUAUUUUAUUUUUUUUGUAUAGUCUUCUGGUUACUCUCCGUCAUUUUAGAUCAAAGACUUAAUCAGGCAUUCAUUGAGUGGAUGUACAUAGUAGCUGAUGAUUGCCUGGAUUGUUGUGGACAUAUCGAAUACCUGAAA
Pistacia vera is the source of this 3215-nucleotide messenger RNA. RefSeq lists its product as uncharacterized. The transcript has 9 exons. The coding region runs from base 395 to 3010 and encodes 871 amino acids. The record is from RefSeq and is a predicted model, not a curated record. NCBI's taxonomy places the organism in Eukaryota, Viridiplantae, Streptophyta, Magnoliopsida, Sapindales, Anacardiaceae.